Leishmania mexicana MHOM/GT/2001/U1103 is the source of this 603-nucleotide messenger RNA. RefSeq lists its product as hypothetical. Bases 1 to 603 code for a protein of 200 amino acids. Lineage: Eukaryota; Euglenozoa; Kinetoplastea; Trypanosomatida; Trypanosomatidae. The transcript has a single exon. The record is from RefSeq and is a predicted model, not a curated record.
AUGGCAGAGGUGACAGCGUUCUCCGCCUACCAGACCCGCUCGACGCUGCUGGUAGAGAGGGAGAGGGCACUGGACGCGCGCCGCACCACAGUUGCGGAGCUGCGGCAGAUGGUCGCCACGCUGACAGCCGAGAACCGCACUCGGGAAGAGCAGCUGGUGGCUGAGCGCUCCCGCUUCAGGGACCGCAAGUCAGCCCAAGACGCAAAGGUCUCUACAAAGGAGGCGGAGGCCCGUGCGCAGCAGAAUCGCGUCAGCGUAUUAGAGGAGGAGGAGCGGCAGCUCGGCAGCACCAUCGCAGAGCGCGUGGAGGAGAUUCGAACGGCCACCGCCGAGGUGGAGCGACGCCGCGACCUCGAAAAGACUUUGCGCGACGCGAGGGAGGCACUCAACAAGGCCAAGUUCGCGUUGGAGGAGAACGACGCCAAGGUGAUGCGCCUGGAGACGCGCCUCGCGCGUCAGGAGCUGGCCACAGAUAAGCGUCAUGCCCAGCUGGUGGGGUGUGUGCCCCAGUACUGGUUUCCUCGGGUGCCAGAGGCUGACAAGACCGCCUCGCUGGAGGAUACGGCUGGGGAGAGUGUGUACCUCGUGGAUGAGCUCGCGUGA